This is a messenger RNA of Diorhabda sublineata, 1508 nucleotides long. RefSeq lists its product as uncharacterized. NCBI's taxonomy places the organism in Eukaryota, Metazoa, Arthropoda, Insecta, Coleoptera, Chrysomelidae. The transcript is spliced from 5 exons. Bases 155 to 1324 code for a protein of 389 amino acids. The record is from RefSeq and is a predicted model, not a curated record.
GUUAGGCGAGCAACCACGUACACGAAGUUUCGUUGUUGUUGGUUACUUCUAUUGGAAUUAGUGGAUAAAUUGAUGUUAUGUGUUAUUCAGUGAAUAAAAAACGAUAAAUGAGAGUGGCAUUUAAUAAUUUUCUUCACAAAACUUGAAGUUCAAAAUGCGGCCACGACAAGUUCUUUGUUUCAUUAUAAUCUAUUCCAUAUUUCACGAAACUGAAGAAGUAGUAUACAAAAAUAUUGGGAAAUUGUCGCCAAAUCAACAAAUUUUAGAGCGAGAGCGAUUCAUUAACAAAGUAUCACUAACACAAAAUGGUUACAUACAGUUCCUGAAGUACAUUACUGAUGUUCCACCUAUGACAGAGUAUACUUUUUGUAUUUGGCUGAGAAGUAACAAUCUCACUUAUAAUCAUCCAAUAUUAUCUUAUUCCAAAUCAGAAGAAGAACGGCUUAUACGUUUUUGGAUAGGACCACAUGGGAAAAACAUCAACUUGGAAAUAGAUGGUAAUAUAAUUUUUGAUGUUCCGGUGAAUAUUAUUGAAAACAGAUGGUAUCAUAUUUGUCAGUCCUGGUCUUCAUUCCGUGCAGUAUGGGUCUUAUAUUUGAAUGGCAAGAUAAAAUCAGGUGGAUCUCAUCCUAAGUUGAAAGGAUCAUUCAUUAAAGGAGGAGGUGACAUUGUCGUUGGUCAAGAAUACACCGAUUUUGAUAAAGGUCUAGAUGACGGUAUAGAAGGUGAUAUAACUGGUUUCAACUUCGUACUAUCUGCUACCACCGAUAAUCCAAAAUAUUUUCAAAAGCAACCACUAAGCAGGAUUUAUCACAUACCACCUAUAAAAUAUACCAAGUCACCUAUAAAUUAUUCGGCUGCAUCACGAAUCAUUCCUCUUAAACCUACAACAUAUGAAAAUUAUAAGACUCUUCCUAGCGCACUUGAAAAUGAGAAGGAAGAAUCUAUAGGAUAUGAGGUGGUUGAACCUACACGAGAUUCAAAAGGUCUCUUGGAUCUUUUCAGGAAUAUGUUCGCUGAUAAUAAUCCACCAAGAGUGAGAGUAGUUCAGAAAUAUAUGCCAAUGAAAACUUUUAAAUCAAAUAAUAGAAGAUCAGCUGAAAGGUUUUCUCAAAAUGAAAUAGGAGAAGUAAAGAAAUCUCUUGGAUUGCUCUUAGUUGAACUGAGUUUUGACUGUGGAUAUAAAAAAGGUGCACCUUUGAGUGGUCCGAGGGUUCUUAUUAAUUGGACCAAAAGUCCAGUGAGAGUGUUCGGAGGUGCUAUUUUGAAAACUAUACCUGCUUUCUGCUAUGAAAAUUCGGUGAAAACUAUUACUGACGUUUAAAACUCUCAACGGUGGACAAUUAUAAUGAUAAAGAAAUUUCGAAUGUGUGAUUUAAAAUGAAGUGCAGAUACUUUGAGCACUAUUUUUGUAGAUUAUUACACAAAUGUGAAUUGUUAAUUUGAGAUUAAGUCUGUAUUUAUUUGUGAAUAUGUGAAACGUAAUACUGGUCAAAAGGUAAAAUUUG